Messenger RNA from Pimephales promelas (fathead minnow), 1116 nucleotides. The record is from RefSeq and is a predicted model, not a curated record. NCBI's taxonomy places the organism in Eukaryota, Metazoa, Chordata, Actinopteri, Cypriniformes, Leuciscidae.
AUGACUCCUCAGAAAGCUUCCUUGCUCCUCAAUCCUCAUCUCUUCCCCCUCGUGUGCACACUUUCAGGCAUUCAGGCGAAAGCGAAUUCUUUUUUGGAUACACGUUCCCCAAACCCCAUGAUGUCCCUGCAGAUGCCUGAGAGGUGUUACUGUGCAGAUGUGGUAUAUCCAAUGGCUGUCGUUGCUACUGCAGAACGUGGUCUUAUUGUUUACCAGUUGGAAAAUCAGCCUUCAGAGUUUCGACGUAUAGAUUCGCCUCUGAAGCAUCAGCAUCGCUGUGUGGCAAUCUUUAAGGACAAGCAGAGUAAACCUACCGGUUUUGCACUGGGCAGCAUUGAGGGCCGAGUUGCCAUUCACUACAUAAACCCACCUAACCCAGCCAAGGACAAUUUCACCUUUAAGUGCCACAGGUCAAAUGGAACCAAUACUGCAACACCCCAAGAUAUUUAUGCUGUAAAUGCUAUCUCCUUUCACCCUGUCCAUGGCACUCUGGCAACGGUAGGCUCUGAUGGGCGCUUCAGUUUCUGGGAUAAAGAUGCCCGCACUAAGCUGAAGACAUCUGAACAAUUAGAUCAACCAAUAACAGCCUGUUGCUUCAAUAACAAUGGCAACAUAUUUGCCUACGCCUCCAGCUAUGACUGGUCUAAGGGACACGAAUAUUACAAUCCCCAGAAAAAGAAUUACAUCUUCUUGAGGAAUGCGGCUGAGGAACUGAAGCCUCGGAACAAGAAAUGAUUCAUCAAGCUUCACAUCACAUCUUGGAAGACCUGCAUUAGUGUGUAAAUAUGGGAGAGAGACCUCAAUUUGGCUAACACCUGGACCAAUGGCAUGGCAAUGCGUAAUUUUUAUGGACCAAUUGGAAGGGCGCCAACUGCUCAUAAGCAAUGGUGAUUUGAGCAGUGGCUUUUGAAACGAGUAAGGAAGCCAUGCUUUAGCAUUUCUGGUGUAAUUGAUGUACCUUUUUUUUCUUCGUAAAGUUCUUCAUUACUUGCAACUCUCAUUUCUUGAUACUGCCUUGCAAAGGAAAUGCAUUUUCACCUUUUGCUUUUCUUUCUCUUCUUGCUGUAUUAUCACAUAAUGUAACCAAUAAUAAAUCUAUCUCAAGCUUUCUCUGCA